AUGUCAGCUCUCGGCCUGAUCACUGUGGUCAGCUUGRUGUCCACUGCUUUUGGCAAUCAGUGGGACAUACAYCCCCCCCAACACCACCGCCACUGGGCCCAGAUCUGCAGAGGGAAUCCUACCAACAAGAUCCGAGGCUGUGACAAAUACGGCUGCGGCGCCUACGGUGCUGACAGGCACAGCGGCAAAGGGAAGCACGUGGGUGUGGAUGUCAUCUGUGCUGAUGGAGCUACCGUCUACGCUCCCUUUUCUGGCCAGCUCUCAGGUCCCAUCAAGUUCUUUCAUAAUGGAAAUGCCAUUGACGAUGGAGUCCAAAUCAAAGGAUCAGGUUUCUGUGUGAAACUCGUCUGUAUUCACCCUAUCAGAUACCAUGGCACCAUCCAGCGAGGGCAAGAGCUUGGSAGGAUGUUGCCAAUGCAGAGAGUAUUUCCUGGCAUUGUCUCUCACAUCCAUGUUGAGAACUGUGACCGCUCUGAUCCUACCCCUCUACUCAAACCUGUUGUUCCACCAUUUCCACAACAAGAUCAACACUGGGCAGCAGUAUGUGCUGGGAAUCCUACAAACGAGAUAAGAGGCUGUGACAGAUACGGCUGUGGAUACUACGGAGCUCCAAGACGCAGCGGCAAAGGGAAGCACGCGGGUGUGGAUGUCAUCUGCGCUGAUGGAGCUACUGUGUACGCCCCCUUUGCUGGCCAGCUCUCCGGACCCAUUAAGUUCUUUCAUAAUGGAAAUGCCAUUGAUGAUGGGAUCCAAAUCAAGGGACCAGGUUUCUGUGUAAAAUUGCUCUGUAUCCAUCCCAUUAAAUACAACGGUUUCAUUGGGAAGGGACAAGUCCUUGGGAAAAUGCUCCCAAUGCAGAGAGUAUUUCCCGGCAUCACAUCCCACAUUCACGUUGAGAACUGCGAUCAUUCAGACCCUACCAGCUAUCUUCAAAGGGGGAAGGGACAAAGAAGAUGAAAUGGAAGUGAAGUAAAUUCAAAAUAAAUUCAUCUCAGCAUCCAAAAGUUUGUUUCUC
Molecule: messenger RNA, 1015 nt
Organism: Nothoprocta perdicaria
Lineage: Eukaryota; Metazoa; Chordata; Aves; Tinamiformes; Tinamidae
Product: myeloid protein 1-like
Exons: 7
Coding region: 1-957 (318 amino acids)
Source: RefSeq, a predicted model, not a curated record